AACAUUAAACUGAUUCUGAACUUCAUGCCUUCAGCCACAAAUACUAGCAAUAUGAAGAUUUUAAUUUUGUUACUGCCUUUUCUGUUCGUAUUGACAUUGGCCGAAGAAGAUUUUAGAAGUGACAGUUGUUACGAGGAGCCGUUUGUUACCUCUUCUGAGUGUUCUGGUAGUUUUACAGCCUGGUCUUAUAUUGCUGAAACCAAUAGCUGUGAGACAUUUACUUAUACAGGUUGUUUGGGUAAUGAUAAUAGAUUUACUUCUGAGAAGGAAUGUGAAGAAUUGUGUGUUGAAAGUCCCAAUACAGAGGGGGAUGAAGAACAUGAAAGAAUAAUUCUUCAUAUGUGAAAUAUAAUUACAAAUAUAUCAACGAAAUAUAAUUUUCUAUUAAAUUUGUCUGUAAUAUUCAGUUGAAUAAAAUAUAAAAAAAAAG
Messenger RNA from Lucilia sericata (common green bottle fly), 430 nucleotides. Its product is annotated as kunitz-type serine protease inhibitor conotoxin Cal9.1a-like. The coding region runs from base 25 to 345 and encodes 106 amino acids. Gene Ontology annotation, molecular function: serine-type endopeptidase inhibitor activity. NCBI's taxonomy places the organism in Eukaryota, Metazoa, Arthropoda, Insecta, Diptera, Calliphoridae. The record is from RefSeq and is a predicted model, not a curated record. The transcript is spliced from 2 exons.